UUGUUGGCUGUGGAAGGAAAGGGAAAGAAGUGUGUUGACUGAAAUUGCAAAUAUAUCUGAUUUUGAAUAACUGGCCCACAUAGGAAGAUUUUUUUUAUUGUGAUCGGCCUUCACUGUCCCAUCACUGCAAUAUAAGGGAAGCACUCAGUCUCACACUGUCAGGUUAUGGAAGCUGUAGGGAACACAGCCGCCCCCCACUAAGACAGAAUAGGAUUGGUUGGAUGCAAGACCAUUUGGCCAUAAUAUUUUUGGUUUUGAUGCAGUACAGCUGUUAGAGCUUUAGAGUGUUUCACUAGGUUAGGUUUGAAAACACGAAAGAAAUAUUCCUGUCUGCCAUUGUGAGAUCACACUUCCUUAACACACCUAACACUGCAGAAAGUUGAGGGUGUGGGUGCAUCACCAUGGAGGGCAAAGGUCACACUCACAAGAUCUUCUCAGGUGACCCAGUGCACCAACACUCCCUCAUCCACCGCCGGGUCAGUGUCACUACCUCUGACCUGAAGGAGCACACAGGCUGGGUGUACACUAUUGACCCGGUUUCAGAGAGCGUAAUCUUGGUAAACUUUAUUGGUGAAAAGAAGGAGGUGACCAUCGUGUUAGGCUACAACAUCAAGAGCCUGACACCCCUGGAUGACACCCCUCCCCCAGGCCUUGCUGAUGCUGUGGACUCCAUCUUCAAGAAGGAGCAGGUGCACUACAGCAGCCAGGAGGUGACGGCAAGACGAGAGGCCAUGUGUGUGUGGCUUGCAGACAACAGGGUUCCCUACACUGUGAACGAAGACAUGGUCAUACAGGUGCUACAGGUGGCACUGAUUCGGCCACCGUAUGAUGCCAGUGGAGUGGAGUGCCACAAUGAGGUUGUGCUGGACAAGGUCAUGAGGCUGGUCCAGCAGGCACCCAUCAACACCUCAGGAUGAACAAACCUCCUUUUUAUAAGGACAUAAUGUUGCAACAAGACAAUCAAGGCCAACUGAUCAUCUCUCACAUCCAAUGUGUUUUGUCUGUUUCUCAUUGUUUAAAAUAAAUACCCAAGGAAAGCAUGACAACAAGAACAAGAAGGGAAGCUGCAAGAAGAUAAUAGGCAUGUAGGUGACAAUUGUUAUACAUGUCUACAUCUUCUAAGGCAUCUCUCUCUCUCUCUCUCUCUCUCUCUCUCUCUCUCUCUCUCUCUCUCUCUCUCUCUCUCUCUCUCUCUCUCUCUCUCUAAAAUGUCUGCCUUACAGUCCUGCCCAUAAUUUUGUAUAAUUCUCUUAAAACUUUACUGUUUAUGUGCUCCCUGAGAAGUGAUAGCUAAGUUUGUUACAAUUACCUGUGACCAAAUUUGUAAGGCAGUUUCUUAUCUCCUUUUUGUACACAGUUUUCCCCAAAUAUUGAUGUACCUGUUAUCCUGUUAUUUAAUGAUAAUGCUCAGGUGUAUUUUGCGCUAGAUAUAUAUAAAUACAUAUAUAUAUUUCUG
Messenger RNA from Scylla paramamosain (green mud crab), 1456 nucleotides. RefSeq names its product gem-associated protein 6-like. The coding region runs from base 402 to 917 and encodes 171 amino acids. Gene Ontology annotation, biological process: spliceosomal snRNP assembly; spliceosomal complex assembly. Lineage: Eukaryota; Metazoa; Arthropoda; Malacostraca; Decapoda; Portunidae. Gene Ontology annotation, cellular component: nucleus; SMN complex. The transcript has 5 exons. The record is from RefSeq and is a predicted model, not a curated record.